Messenger RNA from Python bivittatus (Burmese python), 3559 nucleotides. Its product is annotated as carbohydrate sulfotransferase 5. The record is from RefSeq and is a predicted model, not a curated record. Gene Ontology annotation, biological process: carbohydrate metabolic process; N-acetylglucosamine metabolic process; keratan sulfate proteoglycan biosynthetic process. Lineage: Eukaryota; Metazoa; Chordata; Lepidosauria; Squamata; Pythonidae. Gene Ontology annotation, cellular component: Golgi membrane. Gene Ontology annotation, molecular function: N-acetylglucosamine 6-O-sulfotransferase activity.
AUUCGUACGAGAGACGUCUCCCUUCCCUUAUUGCACGCAUAUUCCAACACUGGGUUCGGGGGAAGAGCCUCCUCUGCCCGCGCUCUGCUCUUUCGUCCCGCCUGUUGCGCGCCGCAGCUCCGCGGGGGGAGGAAGCAGUUGUUGGAGAGCAGGGAUCGGGCCGGCCCCUGAUUGGCGCCUCCCCCCAGCAGCCGCUCUGAAUGCUGCUCAUUGUGCGCGGAGCCGGCGCCGCCGCCGCAGCCGCAGCUGCGCCGUCUUGCUGCCUCCGGACUCCCUGCGUCCUCUUGGCCGCCCGCCGGCAAAUACUAACUAAGUGUGGACACAAUGACACAGUAACCUGGGAUUCUCUGUACAGUUUGUCAGCAACCUUUAAUUUGUAAAACUUGAAACAUAAUUUUAUAAAAUUGGUGCUUUAAAAAGUGGCGACCACCUUCUCUCCAUCAUUCCAGCUGCACUUGGCUUCACCCAGGAUGCUGAGGCUUCGUCUUUCCAAUGCCACGAUUGCAAUUAUCCUGGCAGUCCAGACAGGAUUCCUGGUCUUUCUCUACACUCAACAAGGUGGCUUCAUUCCUCAUUCCGUGGAAAAGCCUACCCAGGUGCAUGUCCUUAUCCUCUCCUCCUGGAGGUCAGGAUCUUCCUUUGUGGGGCAACUCUUCAGCCAGCACCCCAAUGUCUUCUACCUGAUGGAGCCAGCCUGGCACGUGUGGGCAGCCAUGUACCAAAACAGUGCCAAGGUUUUGCACAUGGCAGUGCGGGAUCUCAUCCGGUCUGUCUUCAAGUGUGACAUGUCUGUCUUCGAUGCCUAUAUGCCCUGGAAGAGUAAUAGAAACUUGUCCGAUCUGUUCCAGUGGGCUGUGAGCCGGGCGUUAUGCACAACUCCUGCUUGUGAAUUCUUCCAGCGGACUGAUAUUACCAGUGAGAACGCUUGCAAGACUCUCUGUGGCAAGUACCCCUUCAGCAAAGUGGAAGAGGCCUGCAAGACGUACAGCCAUGUUGUCCUAAAGGAAGUCCGUUUCUUUGACCUCAAGGUGCUCUACCCUCUCCUCGCUGAUCCCUCUCUGAACCUCAAAAUCAUCCACCUGGUCCGGGACCCCAGGGCUGUUGUGAAGUCUCGGGAACAGUCUGUUAAAGCCCUUGCCCGUGACAACGGAAUUGUUCUGGGUGUGAAUGGCAGCAGAGUGGAUGACAGUGGAUAUAAAGUCCUGCAGGAGAUUUGCAGAAGCCAUGUUCAGAUCUAUGAAACAGCUACUCAGAAACCUCCAUUAUUUUUAAAAGAUCGUUACUUAUUGAUCCGAUUUGAAGACAUUGUGCGAGAUCCUUUAAUGGAAAUUACUGCAAUGUAUGCAUUUGCAGAUCUUCUGUUGACCCAGAAACUUGAGAAUUGGAUCUAUAAUAUUACACAUGGACAAGGACCAAGUAAGAAAAGAGAAGCCUUCCAGAUCACUUCUCGAGAUGCGGUCAAUGUCUCCCAGGCUUGGAGAAAUGUUCUUUCAUUUCAGAAAGUACAAAGAGUGCAAGAAGUUUGCAGAAGUGCUUUAAAUAUACUUGGUUAUCAAUUUGUAAAUUCUGAGAAAGAGCAGAAAGAUUUGUCUUUAGAUCUAGUAUUGCCACAUCGGAGAACUCAAUUUCGCUGGGCAUUGUUUAGUGAAAACUAGAUGAAAUUUCUCAAAUGACUGGAAAAGAUUUGUUGGCUUCAGUAAAUCUGGUAAUUUCUCUUAGAACUCCAUUUUCCCAAACCAAGGAACUGCAUGCCUUUUGCUUUUUCAAAUUAAUAGUAAUGCAUAGCAUCCAGAACAACUUUAUCAUGUUGCAUUACAAGAAAAUUAUUUUUCACUUGUGCAUGGUUAAUAACUAUGAUAUAUUGCUCUAUUCAUUCUUGAACUUUUUUUUUCUAAAGCUCUUUUUCAUAUACAGGACUGUAAAAUACUGAUAAGGAAUAAUGCUUUUGGGAAUCUGAAAUGUUAUUAUACUCAAACUUCCAUGUGCCACAGAGAUCAGGGAACAACGGGAAUAGAAAUCCAGGGGCUAGAAGGAUUUGUUUCAAUACAUAUUUUUACAGCCUUUAUCUCCUUUGUCUAUGUACCCCAACAUGCUGCUGCUCUGGAUUUGUCUUUGCAUUUAUUAUAGUCUGAAAUUUUGGAAUAUGGGCAUCCUGUCUCUCUUUGUAAUAGUGAGAGUUAGCUCCUAAUGAAAAUUAUAUGGAAAAUGUGAUUAUUUUUUUUUUGCUUUAUAGCUGGAAAUAGAUAUACUUGGAUUCAAUCUUCUUGGGCAUAUUUUUUAUCAUACUGAAAAGUAGUAGCAUCCCACAUGGGGCAGUUGAAUAUUGCAAAGGUAUGAAGCUUAUUUAUUAUAGCUGUUAUAUGCCAGUGUAAAAAAUGGGGUUUCUGUAGCUAGUGUUGCGAGGUUGGUAGCCCCUGAUCUCCUGUGUUCACACAACAGACCCAACCCUAAAACCUUGUGUGAUUAACUUCUUACAUAUCCAUGUAGAUUCCCAAGUAAUCUCUCUGUACUAACUCUGUGCUAGGCUUUGCUGGUAAUAAGGUGUGGGAAUAAAAAAUAGUUUAGAUUCUCAGAGGAGGAGGAGGAGGAGGAGGAGGGAUGGCAGAUAUGGAGUUGGCAGAGGGGAAAGUCUUAAAACACCUAGGAGAUUGAUGGGAAGAGUGGAGAUGGUGGUUGACAGCUAAAAUGGCCAACAUGGACUUACUGGUUUUAAUUUAGAGAAAGGAUGGCCAGUCUUCCUAGAAUUGAGGGGGCAGUGUUUGUUCUGUGGAAGUCUUGUUACUUUGUAAGUGAUCAAAGUGAUCCCUAAGCAUUCUAGGAUAGGGCCCGGAGAAGAUUCACUGAAGAGGAAAAGCACUCUGGGGCAAAUUAUUAACCAAUGCUAGUGGCAUGGUGGGAUGUCAGGAGAUAAUAGAGAGAGAGAAAAACCUAAGGUUUAGAGGGACAGUGAGUCACCAGCUGGAUCCUGGCCAACUACCAGUUUAUUUGUGAGAGACGGAAGAUUGCCAGUAAGUUCUGUAAGGCCUUAACUCUAGACUGGAGUAUUGUUAAUAUUUAGCAACACAGAAAGGUGCAUAUACACUCUCAAGUUCAUAUAAUAACUUACUAAGAGAUUCAGGUUAAAAUGGCUUUGAGUGAAUAGUUUGAUUCCCCCCUCCCCCAGUAUCUCCUACGCUUUUACAACAGGCUCUUGUUCUUAGAGGGGAAAAUUGUUUGCAGUCAGCAGGUUAUAAAUCUUUUAGCUGGAAGCUGGGAAAUUGCUUUUCACAUUUAUGUUACAGAAAAUAAGAGAAAAACUAGAACAUUAUGCCUCUUCCAAUUAAAUCCUUUGAACCUGUGUACAUACCCUAUGAUCCUAUGUCAAUAUGAUUGCUGAAUUUGCAUAAUGCAUUGUACCCAAACAAACCAUAUUAUCACUUAAUAUGAUAGCCUGAUUCACAUAUACUAAACCAUAAGCUACCCAUUUUAGCCUAGCCUGCAUGAAUUCAGUUUUUUUGUCAUAUGGGUUUGUCCUGUAGAUUUAUGUUACUGACUGUACUUAAGAUUUCAAUAAAUCUAA